AAAAAAAAAAAAAAAAUGUUACGAAUUAUCACUGUACCUAACAAGCUUGUGAAAAAAGUUUUAACACGUUCUUUUGCGUCUGUCUCGACGCAAACUGUAACCUUGGUUCCUGGUGAUGGUGUGGGACAAGAACUAGCGGAAUCAGUCAAGGCAGUCUUUAAAGCUGCUGAGGUACCCAUCGAAUGGGAGCAAUUUGACUUGUCAGGCCAUGUCUCUGUCAAUGACGACUUGAUGAAGGAAACUUUGGCUUCCCUUCGUCGUAAUAAAGUAGGAUUAAAAGGCAUUCUUUUUACUCCUGUAUCAAGACUUGGUCAUGCUUCUUUUAAUGUUUCCAUGAGAAAGGAUUUAGAUAUCUAUGCCUCUACUUCAUUGAUUAAAAGCUUAGCAGGCGUAAACGGAAGAUUCAAUGAUAUCGAUCUAGCCAUUAUCCGUGAAAACACGGAGGGUGAGUAUUCUGGUUUGGAACAUAGUUCUUAUCCGGGUGUUGUAGAAUCUCUUAAACUGGUAACGAGAUACAAAACUGAGCGCAUUGCUAGAUUUGCAUUUGAUUUUGCUUUGAAAAAUAACCGCAAGAAGGUAACUUGUGUUCAUAAAGCCAACAUCAUGAAAUUGGGCGACGGUCUAUUUUUGCGAACGGUACGCGAGAUUUUCGAAACGGAAUAUGCCAUGUCCGGUAUCACUUUGAAUGAUAUGAUUGUCGAUAAUGCCUCUAUGCAACUUGUUUCUCGUCCUCAGCAAUUCGAUGUAUUGGUUUUGCCUAAUCUUUACGGUAAUAUUCUUUCCAAUGUUGGUGCUGGUUUGGUGGGUGGGCCUGGUAUUAUUGCAGGUUCUAGUGUCGGAAGAGAAUACGCUGUAUUUGAGCCUGGAUGUCGUCACGUAGGUGAAGAUAUUGGAGGAACUAACGCAGCCAAUCCAACUGCUAUGAUUCUCAGCGCCGCCAUGAUGUUGAAACAUCUAAACCUAAACAAACAUGCCAACCGUAUCUCCAAUGCGGUUUACCGUACCAUUGAGGGAGGUCAAUUUAAAACUCGUGAUAUGGGAGGUCAAAACAGUACUACCGAAUUUACAAAGGGUCUUAUUUCAUCCUUGUAAUUUUUUUUUUAUUUUUUAUUUUUUGGGUUCAUCGGUUCUUGGUUCAACCACACGUUUCUCAAGGACUUUAUCGAUUAAAC
Mucor mucedo is the source of this 1172-nucleotide messenger RNA. Its product is annotated as isocitrate dehydrogenase, NAD-dependent. The record is from RefSeq and is a predicted model, not a curated record. Gene Ontology annotation, molecular function: NAD binding; magnesium ion binding; isocitrate dehydrogenase (NAD+) activity. NCBI's taxonomy places the organism in Eukaryota, Fungi, Mucoromycota, Mucoromycetes, Mucorales, Mucoraceae. Gene Ontology annotation, biological process: tricarboxylic acid cycle; isocitrate metabolic process. Bases 16 to 1092 code for a protein of 358 amino acids. The transcript is spliced from 6 exons. Gene Ontology annotation, cellular component: mitochondrion.